Molecule: messenger RNA, 10451 nt
Organism: Cephus cinctus (wheat stem sawfly)
Lineage: Eukaryota; Metazoa; Arthropoda; Insecta; Hymenoptera; Cephidae
Gene: Lar
Product: tyrosine-protein phosphatase Lar
Exons: 21
Coding region: 931-7053 (2040 amino acids)
Biological process (GO): protein dephosphorylation
Molecular function (GO): protein binding; protein tyrosine phosphatase activity
Source: RefSeq, a predicted model, not a curated record
GGGUAGGUCGCGUUUCUAACCUUCAGCGACAACGUGUUUCGUGAUUGACCCUCCAACGGAAGCUGCGUACUGCUUGCAGACGUACCUUACAUACGUGUUAUUGAAUUCUUGAUAAAUUUUAUCAAAAGUGGGCUAACGAGGUGUAUGCGAGUAAAUAAUUUAUUUAUUCGAUUUUCGGCCAAACAUUAAAUACGUAUAGCGUUAUACAUAUAAUAUAUAUAUAUAUAUAUAUAUAUAUAUCCUCACGGUAGACACAAUAUAUCAAAAGAAGGUACAUAUCAAUUUCUGAAAGCUCGGGUGGGUCACGAACUUCCCCCCCUGCUCAUUAGUGUCCUCCGGUGACAAGAAUUAAAGUGUCGAUAACGAGAUCCGAGGGGGCAACCUCCUUCCAGAAGGAGGAGCAACGAGCAAGUUCUGAGUCCUGAGGGCAAGGAAGAGAAAAAAAAGGAGACGUAGGAAGAAGGGUGGAAGAACGAAGAGGGAGAGCGUGGGAGAAAAAAUAAAAGGAGUUACGUAAUAAAGAAAAUAACAAAAAAAAAUAUACGGAUCCUCCGUAAUAUCGGUAUCGUGGGAAUUGGUUAUUCUGUGUAUUCUCGACUUACGUCCCGGGUAUCCGUAUAUCUGACGGUUCUCGAUAUCCUCGGUAAACGUAGUGAAAGCCGUGCCGUGGUGGUGGUGUCUCGAGAAAGGAAAUUCCUCGGGGAAAAGUCCAAGAGAAGGGAAAAGGAGAUAGCGAGGAAUCAUAGGAGAAAUAAAACAUGUGGUGAUUUCAUCGGAUCUUGUACGGAUCUUACGCCGUCGCCGAGAGAUCGGGACAAGCGACAAGCGAUCGAUCGAAUUUUCAAAGUAACAGCAGUUACGCAGGUGGCUACUACGGGGUUAUUAAGUGCAGUGACGGGUGACGGAAGGAAGGCGAGGAAGCGAGUCAAUAUGACUCCUAUUUUCCUCGUCCUGUUGAUGGCGAUCAACCUUACUUUUGCGCAGACUGGCAACAUCAGCGAUUCUCUAUACAUCACGUACAUGACAAAUCCGCCGAGGAUCGUCGUCAGGCCGCAGUCCCAGCAAGUCAAGAACGGCGGAGUGGCCAGUUUCUACUGCAGCGCCCAAGGAUCACCGACGCCCCAGAUACAUUGGCGUAAAAAUGGAAGAAAAGUUUCACCAUCGCAAACGCGCUACCUCAUGCAAACCUACAGCGAUGGCGCCUUGCUGAGAAUCGAACCAGUGAGAAUCGGAAGGGACGACACGGUCUACGAAUGCCUUGCUGAAAAUGGGGUCGGGGAUGCAGUUUCCGCCCAGGCCCAGCUCACAGUCUACAGCACGGACAAUCUACCAACUGGAUUCCCAAUGAUAACACAGGCGCCGACGACGAAGGUGGUCGAGAUGGGUCAUAACGCUCUCCUCUCCUGCGCCGCCGUUGGAUCACCAAGUCCCAUCAUAUCCUGGAACAGGGAUCUCAUUCCCGUAGACACGUCCAAUCCGCGCUACACCGUCCUCGAAUCCGGUGCCCUCCAGAUUACUGACUCCGAGGUUGAGGAUCAAGGGAAGUACGAGUGCGUGGCGAACAACUCCGUCGGUACGGAAUACUCGAAGUUUACGUCGCUCUAUGUCAAAAUUCGACGCGUCACGCCACAAUUCUCCAUCCCUCCGCCACCCGUCAGCGAAGUCAUGCUCGGCGCAUCCUUGAACCUGACCUGCGUCGCCGUCGGGGCGCCCAUGCCUUUCGUGAAGUGGCGCAAGGAGCCAGCAACGGACUUGACGCCGGACGAAAAAAUACCUAUUGGCAAGAACGUUCUGGUACUGACGGAUAUCCAGGAGUCGUCGAACUACACCUGCAUAGCUGCCAGCGACCUGGGAAUCAUAGAAGCCAUGACCAUGGUCAAAGUUCAAUCAUUACCUGAUCCACCGGCCAAUGUCCAGGUGUCAGACAUCACAGCCACCUCGGUCAAGCUCACCUGGUCCUACAAGGGCCCUGAUCAGCUUCAGUACUACGUGAUCCAACACAAGCCCAAGCAAGCUGUUCACCAGGCGUAUUUCGAGAUAUCUGGGAUCACGACCAUGUACUAUCACGUGCGAGGUCUCAGUCCCUACACGGAAUACGAGCUCUUCGUCAUCGCCGUUAACAGUAUCGGCAGAGGUCCCCCGAGCGCCCCGGUCACCGUCACCACCGGCGAGACCACGGAAUCUACAAAUGGAGGUUCCAAACCUGGUUCGUCACCGAGAAGGGUUCAGGUGCGACCCCUGAGUUCCAGCACCAUGGUCAUUCAGUGGGACGAGCCUCAAACGCCAAAUGGUCAAGUAACCGGUUACAAGGUCUAUUAUACGACGGAUCCGGAUCAACCGAUGGCGUCCUGGCUUUCUCAGAUGGUCGACAAUAAUCAGCUGACAACAAUAUCCGACCUGACGCCUUAUCAGAUGUAUACGGUCCGAGUGCAGGCUCUGACGAGUGUAGGCCCCGGGCCAGUAAGUCCCCCCGUGCAAAUAAAGACCCAGCAAGGGGUGCCAAGUCAGCCGGAACAGCUGAUGGCUGUCGAUAUCGGGGAGACCAAGGUGACGCUCCAAUGGAGCAAACCAGCUCUCAGUGCUGAGAAUAUUCUCAGCUACGAGCUAUAUUGGAACGACACCUACGCGAAGGAGAAGCAUCAUCGAAGAAUCGGCGUCACGGAGAACUACACGCUGACAGGUCUCUACCCGAACACCCUGUACUACGUCUGGCUGGCGGCUAGGAGUCAAAGGGGUGAAGGCGCCACCACAACGCCGUAUCCGGUUCGCACGAAGCAGUACGUCCCCGGGGCUCCGCCUCGCAAUGUAACCGGAAAAGCGACCGGGCCUACCACCAUUUUGGUCUCUUGGGAGCCCCCGCCAGCCGAUCGUAGCAACGGACGAAUCGCUUACUACAAGCUGCAAGUCGUCGAGAGCGGCCGCUCCGAUUCGGAAGCCACGGUUAUCAAGCUGAACGACACGCAAUUUGUGUUGGACGAACUCAAAAAGUGGACCGAGUAUCGGAUCUGGGUUCUGGCUGGGACCAGCGUAGGUGAUGGGCCUCCCUGUUAUCCUAUCAUUGUCAGAACUCACGAAGAUGUGCCGGGCGAUCCUCAGGACGUCAAAGCGACGGCGAUCAAUUCCACGGCGAUUCACGUCGAGUGGAAACCGCCUCGCGCCAAAGAUCAAAACGGCGUAAUUCGCGGUUAUCACAUCCACGUCCAAGAAGUCCGAGAGGAAGGAAAAGAUCUGCUGAAUGAUCCAAUUCGGCGCGACGUCCACGAAGAUGGGGUACUGGAGCUCAAUGUCACCGACCUCCAACCGGACACCAAAUAUUCCGUUCAGGUGGCUGCCCUUACUAGGAAGGGCGACGGGGAUCGUUCGCAACCCGUACACGUUAAAACUCCUGGUGGGGUGCCAAUCAGACCCCACGUCAACGUCAAGGUGAUGGACCGAGAUCCUAUUGUCUUGGAGCUGGAAUGGGACAAACCGACCCAAACGUACGGGGAGCUGCUGGGCUAUAGAAUCCGAUAUGGAAUUAAAAAUCAGACCCUGAAGGAGAAAUUUAUCUCAAACACCCAACAGAACACGUACAAAAUAACUGAUUUAGAAGAACGUGGCGUGGACUACGAAUUCCGCGUGGCUGGUCAAAACAAAAUGGGUUUUGGUCAGGAGGCUGUUCGCUACUGGUUCAGUCCCGAGGGUGAACCGACUGGACCACCAACAAAUUUGUCCUAUCACUUCCAAACACCUGACACGGUCUGCUUUACCUGGGACAAGCCCUUGCGUAAUCACAGAAACGGUCAAAUAAUCAGGUACGACGUCCAAUUUCACAAGAAGAACGACCACUCGCCGAUGAUCGAGCGCAACACGACGAAGAACAGAGCCGUCUUCACGAAUCUGGAAGAGAACACCGAGUACAUGUUUCACGUGCGGGCGCACACGUCCAGGGGAACUGGACCCUUCUCAGAGAAGAUCAUGAUAGUCACCGACAUGGACAUAGGACGUGCCCCGAUAUCGGUAAACGCGAUAGCCACUUCUGAAUCCAGCGUGGAGGUCUGGUGGGAGCCUGUUCCAAAUCGCAAUAAGAUAGUCGGUUAUCAGAUAUUUUACACGAUGACUGCCGUGGAGGAUCUUGACGAGUGGAAGCAAAAGACGGUCGGGCUGACGGAAUCAGCUGACCUAUUGAACCUUGAGAAGUAUGCCCAGUACGCGGUGGCCGUGGCGGUCAGGUACAAAACGGGUCUUGGUCGUCUCAGUGUAAAGGUCACAGUCAAAGUUAAACCAGAAGAAGUUCCCCUGAACCUAAGAGCACCCGAGUCCUCCACGCACUCCAUGAAGUUGUCCUGGAGUCCCCCAAUCAAGUUCAAUCCCAUAAAGUAUAAAGUGUCUUUCGACGCUGUGAAAGAGUUCGUUGACUCCCAGGGUAUGACGCAGAUUCAGGUGGUACCGCGAAAGGAGAUUUUGCUGGACCCAGAGGAGACGUCGACGACCAUCAAUGAGCUGCAACCGUUCACCACGUACAACGUGAACGUCAGUGCGGUUCCCCCUGAUGGACAGUAUAAACCACCUGCUAAAAUAGCUGUCACCACUCAGAUGGCUGCUCCGAAACCGAUGGUCAAGCCUGAUUUCUAUGGUGUUCUUAACGGUGCUGAAAUACAAGUAAUUCUGCCCCAAGCGUCAGAGGAAUAUGGUCCGAUAUCUCAUUAUUACCUCAUCGUUGUACCUGAAGACAAGUCGACUGCCCACAAGCAACCUGACGAGCUGACCGAAGACAUGAUCGCUGGCAAAGGUACCAAACAAAAGACGGAGAACGCGCCUUACAUUGCUGCGAAGUUCCCUCACAGGGACAUUCCGUAUACAUUCCAUUUAGGAAAUGGAGACAUUUACGAGGGUUAUGAGAAUAGGAAGCUGGAGAGAAACAAGAAAUACCGGAUCUUCGUGCGAGCUGUCGUUGAUACUCCAAGAAAGCAUCUCUACACCUCUUCCCCGUUCUCGGAGUACCUGGCUUUGGACAUGAGAGAAGUGCCACCCGGUGAGCCUCCGCGUCGUCCCAAUCCCAACACCCCGGUCGACGGAAAUCCGGAGGUCUCCGUGAAGACCAGCGGACCAGAGCCAGGAAUGGUUUGGGUAGUAGGUCCCAUAAUAGCAGCCUUGAUGGUCAGCGUCUUCUUGGUACUUCUCUUUGUAAUAAAGAAAAGACGACAACCGUGCAAAGCGCCAGACCAAGCAGCCGUGACGCGUCCACUAAUGGCAGCGGACAUAAGUUCGAAUCACGCACCCUCAGAUCCUGUAGAAAUUCGCAGACUCAAUUUUCAAACGCCUGGAAUGAUCUCGCACCCACCAAUCCCGAUCAGCGAACUGGGCAACCACAUUGAGCGACUAAAGGCAAACGACAACUUGAAGUUCAGCCAGGAAUACGAAUCCAUUGAACCGGGUCAACAGUUUACCUGGGACCAUUCGAACAUGGAAGUGAACAUACCCAAGAAUAGAUACGCCAACGUGAUUGCCUAUGACCACUCCAGGGUCAUCUUGCAAACCAUCGACGGGAUCCUGGGCUCAGAUUAUAUUAACGCAAAUUACUGUGACGGAUACAGAAAACAAAAUGCGUACGUCGCCACCCAGGGUCCUCUCCAGGAGACCUUCGCGGACUUCUGGCGAAUGUGUUGGGAGUUGAGAAGCAGCACCAUAGUGAUGAUGACCAAAUUGGAAGAGAGAACUAGAAUAAAGUGCGAUCAGUAUUGGCCGACGAGAGGAGCAGAGACUUACGGACAGAUGACAGUGACGAUAAGCGACGUCCAGGAAUUGGCUACCUAUUGCAUAAGAACGUUCCAGGUGUGCAGAGCAGGUUACUCAGAGAGACGCGAGAUCAAGCAACUUCAGUUCACAGCUUGGCCGGAUCAUGGUGUCCCGGAACAUCCAGCGCCAUUCCUUCAGUUCCUGCGCCGAGUCAAGUCCCUGAACGUACCGGAUAGUGGUCCAUUGGUUGUGCACUGUAGCGCAGGUGUCGGGAGAACCGGAUGUUUCAUAGUGAUUGACUCCAUGCUGGAAAGGAUCAAGCACGAGAAGAUGAUCGACAUUUACGGUCACGUGACCUGCCUCAGAGCUCAGCGCAAUUACAUGGUCCAGACCGAAGAUCAAUAUAUAUUUAUCCAUGAUGCCCUAUUGGAAGCUGUGAUCUGCGGCAACACCGAAGUGCCGGCGAGGAAUCUCCACUCUCACAUUCAAAAGCUCGUCCAGCCCGAGCUCGACAAUAUAACCGGCAUGGAACUGGAGUUCAAGAAGCUGUCCAACAUCAAGGCCGACUCGACGAGAUUCAUCUCAGCAAACCUGCCGUGCAACAAGCACAAAAAUCGUCUCGUCCACAUCCUUCCCUACGAGUGCACCAGAGUCUGCCUUCAGCCACAGCGCAAUAUAGAGGGAUCUGAUUACAUAAAUGCCAGUCUCAUAGAUGGAUAUCGUUAUCGUGGGGCAUAUAUAGCGACACAAGGUCCUCUCAACGACACCACGGAUGACUUCUGGCGGAUGCUGUGGGAGCACAAUUCCACUAUCGUGGUCAUGCUGACGAAGCUCAAGGAAAUGGGCAGAGAGAAGUGUCACCAAUAUUGGCCCUCGGAUCGCUCAAUACGGUACCAGUGCUUUGUGGUGGAUCCCAUAGCCGAGUACAACAUGCCUCAGUACAUCCUCAGAGAAUUCAAAGUGACCGACGCUCGGGAUGGCGCCAGUCGCACGGUCAGGCAGUUCCAGUUCACAGACUGGCCCGAGCAGGGCGUACCCAAAUCAGGCGAUGGGUUCAUCGACUUCAUAGGGCAGGUUCACAAGACUAAGGAGCAGUUUGGACAGGACGGACCCAUCACGGUUCACUGCAGCGCUGGAGUCGGUCGAACCGGUGUCUUCAUCACCCUCAGCAUCGUCCUCGAACGCAUGCAGUACGAGGGUGUUGUGGAUAUCUUCCAGACAGUCAGAAUACUACGCACUCAACGUCCAGCCAUGGUCCAGACCGAGGAUCAGUAUCAAUUCUGCUACCGAGCAAGUCUCGAAUAUUUGGGCUCGUUCGACCAUUACGCCAACUGACAAGCAGACUCACGGGAGCCGAGGGAAGCCGCCAGAGAACGUGGUGAACGACCUUCGAGGAAUCGAGAGAAUCCUGAGAGAGCAAGAGUGCGGCGUGUUUAGAGAACGAUGCUAGAAAUGUGCGUGAAAAUAUACGAACUCGAGUGAAUCCGUAUUCUCUAAGCGAAAAUAAGAACUGGACACAUGGACACUUAAUAAGGAUCCAUUUGUAAAUGGACAUUGUGUAGCGAGACGCCAUCUUGAGUAUAAUCUCAAGUGUCUUCUUGGUGAGAGUGACGAAGAACUACUAGAGAAUGGGCCAAGUGUAUCUCGUCGAUGGCAAGUCGUCGUCGUCGUCACGGCACGCGCAAUUCUUCCUAAGGAAAUUUUCAUUCUUAUUGCGUUUGUAGAGAGUGAUCGGUGUGCGCUAUGAGAAAAUCUUAUGAACGUAGAUGGCGCAUCAUUCGCAAAGCUAUCUCGACUCUAAUCAAAGUUAAGAGAGGUUGACUCUUUUCUGGAUUUAAGCCCAGCAUCCACUAAUCUUGACUCCACGACAUCUUGCUGUUGUCCCUGGCCAACCCUUUCCUCUCUCUCUCGUUGAAUUCUCAAUGAAAUAUCAUGGGCUCGUUUGUAAUUCGAUAAUCGAUCCCGACCUAGAACAUAUCUAAGAGGCAAGUACGCACACGCGGAUGCAACGUCCUCGAGGUCUGGUCAAUUUACGUGACUUCCUGAGAGUCGAAAACCUUUUUGAUGAACCUUUAAUAGAGAAUCGAAAUCUCACCCACUAUCGUAUCUAGCUAGUUCAAUUUUAUCUAGACUAAUCGAUUGCUAUAUCAAAACGACCAGAAUCUUUCUCUAGACGACGAAAUCCUUGGGCCAGUUUUGAACCCUCUUUCGCGUCGUUCCUUAAACUAGGGCGAGAAUAUUCUUUAGGCGAAUAGAAGAAAACAAAUUUUGAGAAAAGUAGGGGAAAGACAGGCAAACUGUAAAGAGGGGCAAGAAUUGAAAGGAAGUAGAAUUUGAAUAAAAAAUAACUAGAAAUUGGAUUCGACGCUCCUGACACGCUCUGCAGAGUAUUUGAACGAGGUACUAUGCGUGUUGUACAUUAGAGGAAUGAAUUUUGAAAAUGCGUAACGCUAUCAAGAGAAGCGACAGGAGAGAGAAAGCACUCCCGUGCGAACAAGAGAGAUGAAAAUUUCCGCUCACUGAUAAGAAAAUUGCCAUACUGCCAAAUCGACAAUUAUUAAUGCCCUAGCCCAUUACGCACGAUAGGGAUCUUCUCAUUACCUACCUAGCGUAACUUUAUCUAGCCACUUAAGCGACCGGUGUAAGCUGUAGAAUUAAGGAUGCCAUAGGAAGACAUGGAUAAGUGAGGGAAGAAUUAAAAAAAGGCGAGAAGGGUGAAGGAGUCAAAAAAUAAUAAAAGGGAAGCGGUGCCUAUAGCUAAAAGAAAGUGCACUAUGGUCUGCGGUGUACACCUGUAUGAAAUAAUAGUUUAAAUAGAGAAGCACUGUAUGUUGGAUUCACCUGAGGUUCUUACGGUGCCCUCAUUGUCGUUACCCUCAUUAUCGUAAUUUUAAUAACGACGCGUGUACAAAGUUCCACUUGAGGCUUACGUACCUCGCGUGUUCCUCUACACUAUUCACAUUCCAAGACGUAACGACACAAAUCCGGCAGCGAUUCACUUUGAAAAUUUAAUCAAUUUUCUAAUGACCGCGUGUUACUCAUCAUUUUCAUCAUCGACGUCGAAAUCGAGAAUUAUCUCCACUGUCAGUUAUGUGUAUGAAAUAUCAUCCAUGUAAAGCACCGAUCUUCCACCACCAGAGAUCCUUGUUACGCUUUUUCUUGUUGACAAUUGACUCUCUCUCUAAAUUCUUCUAUUCUGUAAAGACAAUAAGCGUGUCUUCAUUUAUAGCCUUGACUUGUUAUCAAACUCUAGUUUAUACGUAAGGCGAAGCAAAACGAUAUGUGAGAACAAAUAGUUAUAAUUUAGAUAUAUUAUAAGGAUUGAGAAAACAUAGAUAAGGGCAUCUCGAUCUCGAUUUCGACGCCGACCUAGAUGUACCUUUGCUGUACGACACUUCCAUUCCGCUAGUAUGUUAAAGUAUAUAUUGUCAUCUGUGUCACUGAUGCCAAUGUGGCUUUUCUUCCAAGCGAAUACGAUGGCACGGAUUAGUGAGUUUACGUUUCUUCUUUUCUUUUUCUUUCCUUUUAUACUCUUAUACAUUGUUCAUGCGAAAUCGCGAUGCAGAAGCAACGAGGGCCCCGCGGAAAUUCACGACUAUGUGUACAUAAAUGCACCGUCUGUCAUUAAUAGCAUUAUAUACAUACAUAACGAAUAAUAUAUACAUAUAUAUAUAUAAUAUAUAUAUAUGUUACUAUAAAUAUUAUUCUAAAUAGACACAGAAAAAAGAAAUUUAGGAAGAAAACACAAAUGGAACAGACAUUGGGAAUCGAGAUUGUAUGGAUAUUUUCCAAGUUACGGAGAUAAUAAAUAUUUAAUAAGGGAGGCUGGGCUUUGCCACUCACUGCUCCAUCCAGAUUCAAUUCUGCGUUGUUAAAAUGAGAGGAAGUUGGAUGUGGAGAAAGAACCGGAACGGCAAUCAGUGAAUGGGCGAGUCACAAAUGGUUAUCCUAUCGAAGCAGCACACCCCGAUAAAAAGUUUACUUACGGCAUAUUUAGCUUGUUUAACGUUUUUUAUACUUUGUAACGUCGUGUUUUUAUAUAUUUUUACAAAUCAACUUGCAUGCUAAUGUUUCUUAAGAAUAUUUAGUUUAUAGAAUUCAUGGGAGGUUCGCGAUCACUCAAUUCAUCAAUGUAUCGUGCGUUCGUUUCAUCGAAGUUCUAUGUCCGCCAUUAUUCGCGUUCGUAUGUUCACGCGAUCGCCGUCAAAGGCGCUGGCUUCGUCGAUCAUUUAAUUUUAAGUCAUCACUCGACGCUCGAACAAUUUAUUGAUUGAACAAUUUGUUCUUUUAACUGAAAUCCCAUCUGCGGUGAUGGAAAGAGCAAGAACAAAGCGGCGACGAUUAAAAAGAAAUUGUAAGUAAAUUAAUGAAACAAUACUGAAUUUACCGCGUAAGCAUAUCGCUAGUUAUGUGUUGAUAGCGUUAAUUGACGUCACCCACGGAUCCAAUGCAUUUACGCAAUUAUAGUUGAAAGAAAAGUCCACGAUGUAUAUUUAUAGUAUGGAUUGUAAGCGUCCUUAUUGCGUUCCUUUUUUUGUACCGCUACCACUGUCAUUACCCACCGUCCCCAGCCUUAUCACUACCGCCACAAACAUCACCAACCAUCCCCCCGUUGACACCUGAGAAUUUUGCGUGUACGUUCUUGUAUUUUAGCUGCGUGUCUGUCGUUAGUGGCUAACUUUCUUCUUUCGAUGAAAAUGGAAAAAAAAAAAAAAGUAAAAUUAACCGGGAGC